This is a messenger RNA of Selaginella moellendorffii, 5199 nucleotides long. RefSeq names its product transcription elongation factor SPT6-like. The transcript is spliced from 20 exons. The coding region runs from base 421 to 5043 and encodes 1540 amino acids. Gene Ontology annotation, cellular component: transcription elongation factor complex. Lineage: Eukaryota; Viridiplantae; Streptophyta; Lycopodiopsida; Selaginellales; Selaginellaceae. Gene Ontology annotation, biological process: nucleosome organization; positive regulation of transcription elongation by RNA polymerase II; transcription elongation by RNA polymerase II. The record is from RefSeq and is a predicted model, not a curated record. Gene Ontology annotation, molecular function: histone binding; nucleosome binding; nucleic acid binding.
UAUCGCGUCUGCUUACGACGAAGCCGCGCUUGAAGCUGCUGCUGCUAGCGUCUCCAACACUGGACAAGAAGCUACAUUCGCCUGGCAAGUCAUGGCGAGGGACCUGCGCUCUCUUCGGGGGCGAUGGAGGAAGCAGCAGCAAGGAGAAGAGAAAGUUCAUAACCAAGGAAGAGGAACCGGAAGAGUACUGGCAAUCGGCCGCCGAGCGUGAAGGUAGAGGGCCAAUGUCGACGCUGUUGCCAUACAUCGUCAUAUUUGGCUUCUCCACUCCCUUCGUUAUCCUGGCGCUGGGAUUUGCCAAUGGCUGGAUCAAAAUCCCUGUGAGGUGAUAGUUAACAAAGUAAUGGGUGUUUAAUUAAAACAAAACUUUCACUAUAUAAAAGCCCUUAGCAGGGUUUAGGUUAGGGCAGUGGCAGAGCAAUGGGCGUCCGGGAAGACGAUGAUUACGAGCGGGACGACGAGGGAGAAGAAGAAGAAGAGGAAGCGCCCGAGAGAUUGGACGAUGAUGACGAAGACGAGGAAGAGGGACAGGAUGAAUACGAGAAGGAUGAUUUUAUAAUCGAUGGAGAUGAGGAAGAGGAAGAGGAACCGGAGGAAGCAGAGGAUGAUGCCCGGCAAGCGACUGACGAGGAAGAGCGAGUCAAGAAGAAGAAACGAAAGAAGAGAGAGCACAAUGAUCAACUGGAUGAAGACGAUUACGAUCUCCUGGAGGAGGCAAGCGUCCGGUUUAAGAGGCCUUCCCAGUCGGAAAAUAAAAAGUUUAAGAGACUUAAGAAAGCGAGAACAGAGGGAGGUGCUGUCGGCCUUUCUGAUGAAGAGGAGGACGAGGAAGGAGGAAGGCGAGGGCGCACAGCUGAAGAGGCCCUUAAAUACACGCUUUUUGGUGAUGAUGAAGGUGUCGCUCCUGAAGAUGUUGCUGAAGAAGAGCAAGGGGAGGAUGACCUCGGCGAAGAGGACGAAAUGGCUGACUUUAUCGUUGAUGAAGACGAGACAGACGAGAAUGGCCAGCUUGUGAGAACUAAGAGGCCCAAAAAGAAGAAGUAUUCCCGGCAAGCACCAGGAAUAUCAUCAAGUGCCCUUCAGGAGGCUCAGGAAAUUUUUGGUGAUGUGUCGCAACUGCUGGAGGACCGGCGCAUACGUGUUUCCGAAGCAGAAAGAGAAGAAGGUGCUCAUGACGAGGAUGAUGCUGGUCGAGGAAGACUUGCGAAGGAAUUUGAACCGAGUGUUUUGGAAGAGAAGUACAUGACAGAAAAUGAUGACCGAAUUCGUGAAACGGACAUUGCUGAAAGGCUUCAGCCCAUGGCUGAAAUUAUCCUCCCACUUCCACAAGCGGAGAUUGCUAGGGAGGCAGAAUGGGUUUACGAACGGGCAUUUGGCAAGUUUGCUCUUCCUGAUCAGAGGCCGGAGUUACAACAUGUUGUAAAUACCGACAAGGUAGAGGUGAUCAAGCAAAUAGCAAACGUCAUACAGCUUCUUCAUGAAGUAGAGGUCCCUUUCAUAGGGAUGUAUCGUAAGGAGAUGUGCAAAGAUCUUAUCUAUGAGGAACAAGAGUCAAUAGACGCAGAUGGGGACGAAGCAAGACCAACUCUUCGGCAUUAUAAAGUGCUUUGGAUAGUACAGUAUUGGGAUAAGAAAUGGUUGCUACUUCAGCGACGAAAGUCGGCCCUUAAAGAUGCUUAUGUAAAGCGUGCUGGUGAUCAGAAUGCCGAGUUUCUUAGUAGGAUACUCGAGUCUCUUAUGGACGCGCCGUCCGAGCAAUGUGUUGACGACAUCGAUGCAAAGUUUAAUCUCUACUGUCCACCCGAUGAAGUUGAGGUCGAGGAAGGGAAGUUUCGACGGCCAAAACGUCGUUCCUUCUACAGUGUCUGCCACCUGUUUGGAGACAAUCUUCUGAACAUGUACAAGAAACACGAGUUUGAUGAUGCUACUUCCACGCCCGAUGAAAUCGCUGCUACCCGUCUAGCAGGAGAAUUCUCCGAUAUUCAAUCUGUGCUUCGUGGAGCGAGGCACAUGGCAGCCGUGGAGAUAAGUGCCGAGCCCGCUGCACGUGAAUAUAUAAGGAACUUUUACAUGGACAGAGCUGUUGUGACCACAAAGCCCACGGUCGAGGGAAAUCGAGUUAUAGAUCCCUUUCAUCAAUAUGCGGACGUUAAAUGGCUUCUGAACAAACCAGUAAAAGCUUUUGAAGAUGGACAGUGGUUGCUGAUACAAAAGGCUGAAGAGGAAAAAUUAUUGGAGGUCAGCAUUGGGAUACCGAAGGAUGCAACUGCUACACUCUUUCAAGAGUUUGAGCCGUUGUAUCUGAGUGAUGGGGUCAGUAUAACAGCUCAGCUGUGGAAUGAGCAGCGGAAACAGAUUCUCAGGGAUGCGGUUUCAACAUUUUUACUUCCGUCUAUGGAAAGGGAGACGAGGGUGGUUUUGACGGGCAGAGCUAAACAGUGGGUGGCUACGAACUGCGCGGAUCAGCUUUGGAAAUGGAUAUCUGUUGCUCCAUAUCCACGGCCAGGUGAACAAGAUGACCGAGAUGAAGAAGGUGCACGUGUGUUGGCAUGCUGUUGGGGGCCGGGAAAGCCUGCAACGGCUUUUGUUAUGCUCGAUUCGGCUGGUGAAAUAAUCGACACUCUUCAUGCCGGUUAUUUGACUGUCCGAACUGGGAGCUAUGAGCAGCAGCAAAGAAAGAAAAAUGAUCAGCAACGUCUAUUGCAGUUCAUGACGGAGCACCAGCCACAUGUGGUGGUUCUUGGAGCAGCCAAUAUGAGUUGCCGCUUCCUGAAGGACGAUAUUUUUGAGCAAGUGAUUUUUAAGAUUGUAGAAGAGCAUCCGCGUGACCUUGCGGACGGCAUAGAUAUGAUACCGCUGGUUUAUGGUGACGAGACCAUUCCUCGGCUUUACGAGUAUUCUCGCGUGUCCGAAGAGCAGCUUCAGCAGCAGCCAGGAAUUGUGAGGCGUGCUGUUGCUCUAGGUCGCUAUCUCCAGAACCCGCUGGCAGUAGUGUCAUCCUUGUGUGGCCCUUCCAGGGAGAUUUUGUCUUUGAAGCUACAUCCUCUUCAAAACUUUCUCACUCCUGACGAGCUGUAUGAAGCAGUGGAGAGGGUGAUGGUGACGGUCACAAAUCAAGUCGGGGUGGACGUGAAUAUGGCUGCGUCACACGAUUGGCUUUUCGCACCGCUGCAGUUUGUGGCUGGUCUUGGACCAAGGAAGGCCGCUUACAUCAAACGCGCUAUUCAGGGUGCCGGGCGGGUGAGCUCACGGAAGGAGAUGCUUACCUCUCUAGAGCUGAUGAAGCGGAACGUUUUCAUCAAUGCCGCUGGUUUCAUCAGGAUCCGGGGCUCUGGUCAAGUUCCUUCUGGGACCCUUGAUCCUCUGGAGGACACGAGAAUCCAUCCUGAGUCGUACGACCUCGCCAAGAAGAUGGCAGAAGAUGCUUACUGCGAAGAACAUGGAGAGACAGCAGACGAAGAAGCACUUGAGCUGGCUGUGGAGCAUGUUCGAGACCAUCCCCGGGUUUUACGGAACCUGGUUAUCGAGGAGUAUGCCAAAGUUGUUCAAGAGAGGGGGGUCUCUGGGAAGAAGCUGGAGACGCUGAUGGAUAUUAAACGUGAACUCCAACAUGGCUACCAGGACUGGCGUGUCAAGUACAUGAGCCCCGAGCCCGACGAAGUCUUCUAUAUGCUGUCGCAAGAAAGCGAAGAGACUUUGUGUGAAGGGAGAAUCAUCCAAGCGACCGUGCGGAAAGUGCAGCAGAACAAGGUGAUGGUGGUUCUGGAAUCGGGGCUGAUAGGAUUUAUCAGGAGGGAGGACUUGUCAGAUGACCGGGACGUUGAUCCGGCCGACAAGGUGGCCGAAGGUAGUAUCCUCACCUGCAGGAUCAAAGAGGUUCACAAAGCCAAGUUUCUAUUGGAUUUAACGAGCAAGGGAAGUGAUUUAAGAGGAGAUCACUGGAUACCGGGGCGGCCAAGAGAUCGCUACUAUCAGGUGAACCCGACUUUCUUCCAGGAUGAAGAAGAGAAAGCAAGGAAGAAAGUCGAGGAACAGAAGCACAAGACAUUUAAGGCCCGGAUGAUUGUCCAUCCUCAGUUUCGAAAUAUAUCGCUGCUAGAGGCCACGCAGUCACUGGCUGACAAAGAGAUUGGCGACGGGAUCAUUCGCCCCAGUAGCAAAGGACCGUCUCACUUGUCAAUGACGCUGAAGUUCUAUCCUAAUGUGUUCACUCACAUAGAGAUAGUUGAAGGUGGUAAGGACGUGAGCAGCAUGACAAGUCUCCUCCGCCUUGGGAAAACGCUCAAGAUCGGAGAAGAUACGUUUGAAGACCUGGACGAGGUUAUUGCUCGCUAUGUCGAUCCUCUGGUUGGCCACUGGCGAGAAAUGUUUCGCUAUCGGAAGUUUAAGCAGGGGACGAAGGAGGAAGUAGACAACAUCUUGCGAGCUGAGAAGGAAGCAAACCCGGCUCGCAUACCAUACUACUUCUCGGUGUGCUACGAGCACCCAGGAGUCUUCACUCUGUCCUACCUCAAGAGCAUCAACGUCCACCACGAGUAUGUCAGCGUUUCUCCCAAAGGCUUCCGGUUCAGGCACAGAUACUUGGACACCCCAGACAAGCUGGUGGCAUACUUCCAGAAGCACAUCAAUGAUCCCGUGCCCGAGGCUCCUCCACGGCGUGCUGCCGCUGCUAUGGUACCGUCUGGCGACCCCAGAAAAGCUGGCAGCAGAGGCUGGACAGACAACAGAGGUGGUGGCUCUUCGAGAGGGGGAUGGGACAACUCUCAAGGUGGUGGUGGUGGUGGUGGUGGCUAUGGAAGAAGCGGCGGUGGAUGGGAUCAAGAUAGACGAGGCGGAUGGGAUCGCGAUCGAGAUAAAGGAGCUGCUGCCGCUGCUGCUGUUCCUGCUGGCGGAGAUCACUGGUCAUCCUGGUCGAAGGGUGGUAACUGGGGAGCUCAACAACAACAGCCACAGCACCAUGACAAUGGAUGGGGGCAACAGCAGCAACAGCAACAAACUGACGAUGGAUGGGGGGGGAGCUCGGGUGGGGGAGGCGGAUGGUAGCUCUUCGAUUUGGCUGUGUAAAUAAUCAACUUAUAGAGAUCGGUACGUGACUUGGAAAAGUGAGUACAUUCCCGAGAAAAAAAAAAGAAGAUCAAAGCGAACUCGCCUUUUUUUGUGAUUUGAUCUUCGGAUAUAUCACAGCCAUUCUCUCGGGUU